Messenger RNA from Frankliniella occidentalis (western flower thrips), 1726 nucleotides. Its product is annotated as major facilitator superfamily domain-containing protein 9. Gene Ontology annotation, biological process: transmembrane transport. The record is from RefSeq and is a predicted model, not a curated record. Bases 98 to 1324 code for a protein of 408 amino acids. The transcript is spliced from 5 exons. Gene Ontology annotation, molecular function: transmembrane transporter activity. NCBI's taxonomy places the organism in Eukaryota, Metazoa, Arthropoda, Insecta, Thysanoptera, Thripidae.
CGUCUGGGUGCGGUGUCCACCGUGCUCGUUGUAGAUAAAAAAAAACAAAUCUGAUUAAUCGGGAUUAGGAAAUAACGUUUAUAGAGAAAUAUUUACCAUGGCAGGAUUUUCAGAAUUCCAUCUGAAAUGUGUUUAUUUCAUGUCAGUGAUGGAUGUAUUUUCCGUGGGUUUGGCAAUACCUCUGCUGUCACCGUAUCUGAGAUCAAUUGGAGCAUCACACUUGAUUAUUGGCUUGAGCACAUCACUGUAUGGAGCGGCGCAAUUAUUUUCCAGCCCUCUUGUGGGAAGCUGGAGUGACCGUCAUGGACGAGUGUCCAUUCUCUCUCUCUCUUUGGCGGCAUGUUCUAUAUGCUAUUUUCUGCUUGGACAAACAAGCUCACUGGUGUUGAUUCUCCUCCUCCGCUUAUUGCUGGGUUGCUGUAAACACACACAAAGCCUUUGCAAAUCCAUCAUUGCAGAUGAAGUGCCACCAUAUGAGCAGGCCGGUGCCUAUGGCAAACUUGCGGCAAUAUCUGGUUUGGGUUUCAUAGUUGGACCUGUUAUUGGCGGGCACAUUGCUGAUCAUGAACAUGGAUUUUCAUUUAUCACAAUGAUAAUAUUAGUCUGCUUUUGGAUUAAUAUAGCUGUGGCCCAAAUUUUACCUGCCUCACACCAUACAAGGAACAGGAGGGAGCGCCAUCUGGGAAUCCAAGAAGAAUUUUACCAAAUGAUUUCUCACUUAACAGGAAUUGACUGGAGCAAACACAAAAAAAUUCUAGUGCUUAAGUUGAUACUUGUCUUUACAUUGUCAUUUUACUAUAACAAUUUUUCAAUAAUGUUGCAAGAGAAAUAUGGAAUGACACCUAAGUCUGUUGGUUACAUUAUAUCAUUCCAGUCAAUUAUUGGGUCAGGAACUAGUUUUCUUUCUGGCCAAAUUCAGCAUAUAUAUGAAUGGAGAUAUCCUCCACAAAAGGCUUCGGCUGUGCAAAUUGUUCAUUGCUUUAUAGCAAUGACAGCAGGACUGGUGGGAGUUAGUUUUGUUGAUUCUACUCUUGGUCUACUAUUGGCAUUAAUGCCUUUGGCCUCAGGGGCUGCCUUGCUACGCACUUUGCUUACAGAGUUGCUUGUCCAAAAAGCUUCACCACAGGAGCGUGGGUCUUUACUUGGUGCUUCCCAUAGCUUUUCUGCAAUGUCACGGUUGACAACCCCUGUUAUAGCAGGUAUUGCUUCAGACUGGUAUGGCACGUCAGCUGUGUCGUCAUUAAGCCAAAUAGGAGCAACUGUGGGAGCUAUUGCAGCUCACCGCAUACUGAAGGGAGAGUACCUUGAACAUUAUGUUUCAUAAGACUCCAGUUUUAUUUGCACUCCCGAAUGACAGAAAAGUAUUGUGAUCAAUGUCCAGUUUCUGCCAGAUUGCACAAUAGCUCCAGUGUACAUAUUCAUAAAUUUCCUUUGACUGCCAGGAAUUCCAGGACUUAUACUAGUCCAAAACAUUGUGAUUAUUAAUGUAUUUACUUGAAGAUUUUAAGUACAGUAGUCAGUUUUAUUUAAAUGAAGAUACUCGAUAGUAUUUCCUCAUUUGAGGUGAUGUGACAUAAUAAGUACCUGCAAUCUUAACCACAAUAAGUUAUUUAUAUUGAUACAACAGUACAGAAGCAGAAGCUUACCAACUGUAAAUUGGUGUUAUGUCAAACAAUUGGUGAUGUAAUGAGGGUCCAAAUAAAGUAUUGUUAUUUUAUUAUCAUAA